AUGACCUCCCGCUACCCGCUCCGAACCACCCGCGCCCGUGCCCCGGCGGCACGGGUUACUCAAAAAAUCGCUCCGCAACAGAAGUCCGCCCAGUCGGACUCGGAGGCGCUCUCUGAGCCCCCUCCAUCUGAUACGGAGGGCGGAUACAUCUCCGCCCCCGCCGCCCCAGCUGUUGAGCGUUCUUACGCCGACGCUGCGCGAGCGUGUAGCCCCUCCUCUGACGAGAGGAGGGUAGAACUUCCUUUGACGAGUACGCCGCGCGCUGCUCCGAGGAACGAUAAUAUAUCUGCGGAUGUAUUAGCUAGUAAUAGUAAAAUACUAGAAUUGAACCAGCUGGGUGCUGGCGAGAAAGAGAAGGGCGCUACUGCCAACCCUGAGAACGACGAGGGAACCUGGGAAACGGUUACCCGUCGCCGCGGCCGAAGCCCCGCCUCGAGCGGGAACCGGUCAAUUCAGAAUAAGAAACGGGCUCGUGUAGAGUCUGAAGGUUCGGCGUCUGAGACAGAAAGAUAUCUCACGCCACACAUGCCUUCCAAACCGGGUAACACCGCUACUCUAUUGGGUAACGCCACUGUGGCUGGAAGGGGAGAAGCCGGUCCUUCCAAGUCUAAAGGGAAGGCGGUCGACCCAAGGAACUGGGCUGCUGCGGGUCUCGAAGAGUCAGACUAUGACAUCGAGACGCAGCUUGCUGCGCUUCAAAACUGGAAAUCUAUUAAACAAAAACAGAACUCCGGUAUUCGUGCUCCUAGUAACUACAGUGUUAAUAACAAUGUGGUACCCUCCGAGGAACCUGUUGAACAAUCGCACACCAAGCGCGAGCGUAUCCACGCUUUGAAAGCAUUGGCCGCACGCUUGGAAGCCGAAUUGGAAGGUGAAACCUUACCCAAAGAACCCGCAGUGGAGAAGCCACUCACCUCGAAAGAGAAGAAGGGCCGUGGCGCCGUCGAUCCUUCCAAACGUAAGGGACGGCCGUCGAAAACCCCCUCUGAGAAGAAGGGAGACGAAGGGUUACGACCUGUUAAUCAGGUACACCCUAAAAGCGCCAUCGGUAAAACCUUCGAUAGAUUAAGGAAAUCGAAUGAGCGCUCACCAGGGUCCCCGGACUCGUCGGAUAGCUCGGACCAUUCCAGCUCUUCGUCGAGCGAAAGGGAUGCACCUAACUUGUUGACUGACUCGGAACCUGACCCUAGCUCGUCGGGCCCCGAUUCGAGCUCGUCUUCGUCAGCUGGUACCUGGCGAAAGCGCUAUGAGAAUGUCGAAAAGGCUGUCAAACGCGACAAGCCUCGCGACAAGAAGAAACGGGAGAAUACUCACAAAAGCAUUCUGAAGCCGCAGCCCCCCUCGACCUAUGAUGGGACACCUGACGUACGGCGCUUUAACAAAUUUAUGUCGGAAGCGAUCGCGUACGUCGAGGAUGGACGGCUGGAGAAAGAAAAGCAAGUGAGAUAUAUAUCUCGCUACUUGGAUGGGAAAGCCUACGAUUAUUACAACAUCGUUUCCGCUGACGGAGCCCGGGACUUGGAGAAGUUCUUGAAGGGCCUGUUCGACUAUUGUUUCCCGGUUAACUUCCGUGAUCAGCUUCGCGCUAAGUUGAACCGCUGUUAUCAGGACAAUAGAACGGUCAAAGAAUAUAUUUUCGAACUCACCGAGUUAAUCAACAUGGUGGGCACGUACAGCAAACGCGAACGCGUUGUAAAGCUAUGGAAGGGACUGAAUAAACCCAUCCAAGCCAAACUGUGGGAGAAAGAGUUAGAUCCCGAUUCGUCCUCAUGGGCAGAAGUUGAGAAAUGGGCUAAUCGCUUUGAGGUAUCGCUGGCUACGAGCAAUACCGCGAAGGAACGGCCGAAAGACGAUAGGUCGUCUAAACACUCACCUGUCAAGCCAUCGACGCCCGCGCAUGCAGCGCGAGCAUCUGACGGAGGGCGAUCGAAUAACAAUCGAUUGAACCACGCCCAUAAAAAAUGGCCCUCCCCUACCGGAAGGACCAAUUCCUAUUCCAAUACUGCUGGGGGCGGAAGGUCUCAAGAUCGACCCGCUCGGCCACAGAUGAGCGAGCGAGAGAAGGCCAAACUAAGGGCAGCUGGGAAAUGCUUCCGCUGCAAAGAGCCUGGCCACCUCUCGCGCAACUGUCCUGAAGGAUACGCUAUGAAGCCUCGACGGGAGGAUAAACCCCCAGGUGUCGAGAACUUCAACGUCAAUAUCGACCUGUCGAACACAGAAAAAUUGAAGGACUUAGCUGAGACUACCGAAGCCACCGACUCGAUUACGCCGGAGAAGGGGGAAGCCACCUAUUGGUAA
This is a messenger RNA of Gloeophyllum trabeum ATCC 11539, 2298 nucleotides long. RefSeq lists its product as uncharacterized. The record is from RefSeq and is a predicted model, not a curated record. NCBI's taxonomy places the organism in Eukaryota, Fungi, Basidiomycota, Agaricomycetes, Gloeophyllales, Gloeophyllaceae. The transcript is spliced from 2 exons. The coding region runs from base 1 to 2298 and encodes 765 amino acids. Gene Ontology annotation, molecular function: nucleic acid binding; zinc ion binding.